AUGGCCCAUCAUCAAGCCAGCCCCUUUGAUGACCCAUCAAAUCCAUUUCAAGAUCCUACAAUUACCUCGGCAUUAACCUCCAAUAACCAAGAUUCCGCGUUCGCGCUUGAACAAGAUCCCCUGCACGACCGCCGAAACGACGACGAUGAGUUUACCACCUUUCGGCAGUACCCCGACAACAAUCAAGAUCCUUUCUCUAGCGUGCACGAUCAAAAGACCCUUGUUGACAGCCAAGAGCAGCAAGUUAUUGGUGGAAGCAGCAGUAGCAACAGCAAACGCGGGGACGGUUCGAAUGGCGACUUGAAUGCCAGGGAGGAAGCGUUACGGCAAAAGGAACGCGAGUUGGCCGAACGUGAAGCUAACCUUCAGGAACGCCGCCGGCCCCAUGCCAACAACUUCCCCCCUUGCUUCCCCAUAAUGUAUCUCGAUAUAACAACCGAGAUACCACUAAACCACCAAUCUACCGUCUGGUGGCUCUACCGUGAAUGGCUUUGGUUCGAACUGACACUUGUGUGGAACUUCGUGGCAUGUCUGUGUCUCUUAUUCUCUCAUCCUGAAUCCGUCACCAGUGCACCUACAGAUUUGGGCAUCUCUCUCACCGAAAUGUUCACACACACUCUUGCCAGCUUUUUCCUGUGGUACAGGCCGGUAUAUAAUGCAUAUAUGAAGGAAGUGUCUCUGUAUUACACAAUGUACUUCAUCUUUAACGGCUUUCAUAUUCUUUACACGAUUUAUAAGGCAGUGGGGAUUCCAAACACUGGCGGUGCAGGAUUGAUCCUGGUUGUAGCUCUCUUUACGGAUGGCUACAUUGUUACAGGGGUGAUAGCAUUAUUAGCAGCCAUCUGCUGGAUCGGUAUGGGCUGUUUAGCAAUCUAUCUAUACAAAAAAACUUAUGACCAUUACAAGGCUGCCGGUCACACCUUCAAGGAAGCUAAGGACGAUGCAUACGGACGGAUUGGUCGAUCAAGCAAUGCACGCGAUGCAGCUAUUAGUAUGGCAUGGAAUAGCCAUAGGUAG
Zychaea mexicana is the source of this 1017-nucleotide messenger RNA. Its product is annotated as scamp family-domain-containing protein. The transcript has 3 exons. Lineage: Eukaryota; Fungi; Mucoromycota; Mucoromycetes; Mucorales; Lichtheimiaceae. The record is from RefSeq and is a predicted model, not a curated record. Gene Ontology annotation, cellular component: trans-Golgi network membrane; recycling endosome membrane. The coding region runs from base 1 to 1017 and encodes 338 amino acids. Gene Ontology annotation, biological process: protein transport.